AAAUUACUGGAACUUUCAACCAUUUGCAAAUAGUACCUCUCCGAGUCGAUUUGAAUUAAAACUAGACCCAAUUAUAGUUUAAUUAAUUUUAACGUUUUUAUAUAAUUAACGUAUAUAAGCAAGUGUUUUUUCGGAUUUAUUGUCUACUGCCCGGUGUUUUAUAUCCGUUACUGACUUUUUGCUAUUUACUAAUUACUAAUUACCGGUGUUAAAGAGAGGUUAAUAAUUGUUCUUUCAUUUACGCGGAGAUGUAUUAUUUAAAUGUUAACUCUUCUUAUCGAAUUUUUCCUUCGCUUUUUAACAAUAGAACUUUUAUUUUUAAUUUUUUUAAGAAAUUGACCAAUUCAUUUCAAUCUGCAAGGAGAAUGUCGUUUGCAGAAGAGAAAAAAAAAUUUCUAACAAUGUCAACUGAAGAGAAACGACAACAUUUCAACGGACAAAUCGUGACAUUGAAUGAAGUUGAGACAUGGCGUAAGUUUUGGGAAAAUAACAAAUCUAAUAUUGCGAAAACAAAGGAAGAAAUUGAGCUGGUCGACGCUACAUUGGCUGAGAAAAUUUCUCUAUGGCAAGGAGAUAUUACGUCAUUAGAAAUUGAUGCUAUUGUAAAUGCAGCAAACUCGACACUUUUGGGUGGUGGAGGAGUUGAUGGAGCAAUCCACAAAGCAGCAGGUCCAACUCUGAAAAAAGAAUGUGCAACUUUGGGUGGAUGUCGUGUUGGUGAAGCAAAAAUCACCGGUGGUUAUAAAUUACCUGCUAAGCAUGUUAUACACACAGUUGGGCCUCAGGGAGAAAAACCAGAUAAAUUGAAAGACUGUUACAAACACUCCUUGAAACUUAUGAAAGAAAAUGACUUACGUACCAUUGCUUUUCCUUGCAUUUCGACUGGAAUUUACGGAUAUCCUCAAAGACCAGCUGCUAAAGUUGCUCUGGCUGCUGUUAAAAAAUUCCUCAUUGAACAUAAUGAGCAUAUUGACAGAAUUAUUUUUUGCGUUUUUCUUCCUGAUGAUAAGGAAUACUACAUGGAUUUGUUGCAGAAAUAUUUUGGACUCGAAUAAGAAAUAUAAAAAUUAAAUAAAAAACAGUUUCGUAAGUUUUGUUGGUUGCAGCAUUAAUUUUUAAGACUAUCAUGUGUCAUAUUUAUUCCAGAGAAACAAAAAGAAAAUAAUAACUAAAUUUUUCUAAAUAA
Molecule: messenger RNA, 1186 nt
Organism: Leptopilina heterotoma
Lineage: Eukaryota; Metazoa; Arthropoda; Insecta; Hymenoptera; Figitidae
Product: macro domain-containing protein RSc0334-like
Exons: 6
Coding region: 249-1055 (268 amino acids)
Biological process (GO): DNA damage response; purine nucleoside metabolic process; peptidyl-glutamate ADP-deribosylation
Cellular component (GO): nucleoplasm
Molecular function (GO): ADP-ribosylglutamate-[protein] hydrolase activity
Source: RefSeq, a predicted model, not a curated record